Melanaphis sacchari is the source of this 648-nucleotide messenger RNA. RefSeq lists its product as uncharacterized. Gene Ontology annotation, molecular function: protein dimerization activity. The coding region runs from base 1 to 648 and encodes 215 amino acids. The transcript has 6 exons. The record is from RefSeq and is a predicted model, not a curated record. NCBI's taxonomy places the organism in Eukaryota, Metazoa, Arthropoda, Insecta, Hemiptera, Aphididae.
AUGCGCGCUGUGAUGGUAAAUGCUUUACAUCCAGUGAAAACUGCAACACUUGCAUUGCAAAAACAAAACUUAACAAUUGGUGAUUUUUAUGGCAUCUGCGAUUUUGUUGAUCCUCGAUACCAGUGUUUAUUAACUCCUGAACAACAACAAAUAGCUAUAACUCGUCUUGUUGAAACAUGGGAGACAUUACUUCUCUUAAAGAAUAGAGACUCUCCUAUUGACGAAUUUCCAGAAACUACCGCUAAUGAUGAAUCAACCAUUGAGAGUACUAUUGAAAGUAGCCAAGACUCUACAGAUCAAUUUGAAGAUUUUUUAUCAUCACAAUCUUCUCUUACAUCAAAUUCAUCUGCCUCGUCCUUAACAGUAACUUCUGAAAGUAUAUUAAAUAUAUUGAAUGGUUUUAAAAAUGUUGAGCGCAUUUCUUAUACUGCCGAUAUUUUCCAAUAUUGGAAAACACGACAAUUAACAGAUCCAGAACUUUAUCAAUUAGCAAGUGUAGUCUUAGCAGUUCCAGCGACUCAGGUCAGUGUAGAAAGGAGCUUUUCUGGAUUGAAAUUUGUUGUUUCUGAUUUAAGAACAUCAUUAGAUCCAGAACUUUUAGAAGCAAUCAUGCUGGCAUUGAAUGCCAAAAUUGGUACUCACUUUUAA